CACCAACCUGGAUCUGACAGGAGCAUUCACUUUCAGUCCCUUCUUCACAUCAGAACUGCGAAAGUCUCUCCCUCUUUUUCUUUUUUUUUUGCAGCAAAAGAAAAAUAUCAACUCUUCUCUCUCUCUCUCUCUCCCUCUUCUGGUUUUGUUUUUGUGUUGCAGCAAAAAAUAUAUAUAUCAAAUCCGAAGAAGGGACAAGAAGAGAGAGUUUGUUGCAGUGGCCGUCCAAGUUGGAAACUUUUGCAUAUUUAAAGGAUAUCCCAUCAUUUAAAAUUUAAACUUGGAUAGUCGUCUUCUCCUUGUUCUCAUUCUCCCUAUCCUUGUCUGAUUUUUGCCGUCAACGUUGUUUUCUCUCUCUUCAAGAUUUCAAAUAGUGGCUGAUGACGCUGGAGCAGGAGAAGGAUCAGGUUGUCCUUGAUGCAGGGAUGAAGAGGUACAGGAAUGGAGAAAUUUGGGAGUUUGAGGAUGACAUGAGUGUCUCAGAUGGUGGAACUGGUGUUUUGUUGGGUUUGGAUGGUGGCACUACCUCCACUGUCUGCAUUUGCAUGCCCAUGAUUCCUUUUUCUCAUUCUCAGCUCCAUUCUCUCCCUAUCCUUGCAAGGGCUGUUGCUGGCUGCUCCAAUCACAACAGUGUUGGAGAAAUUGCUGCAAGGGAAACAUUAGAGCAAGUUAUGGCGGAUGCCCUUUCAAAGUGUGGUUCAAAACGAUCUUCAGUCCGAGCUGUUUGUUUGGCUGUAUCUGGUGUUAAUCAUCCAACAGAUCAACAAAGAAUUCUCAAUUGGCUUAGGGAUAUAUUCCCAAGCCACGUGAGGUUAUAUGUUCGGAAUGAUGCUGUGGCUGCACUUGCAAGUGGAACAAUUGGUAAGCUUCAUGGAUGCGUAUUAAUUGCUGGCACAGGGACCAUUGCAUAUGGAUUUACUGAAGACGGAAAAGAAGCAAGGGCUGCAGGUGCAGGACCUGUCUUAGGUGACUGGGGCAGUGGAUAUGGAAUAGCUGCACAGGCACUAACUGCAGUAGUAAAAGCACACGAUGGUCGUGGACCAAGUACAAUGCUUACAAGAAGUAUCUUACAAACCCUUGGUCUUUCUUCUGGUGAAGAAUUAAUUGGGUGGACCUAUGCAGAUCCCUCUUGGGCUCGCAUUGCAGCACUUGUUCCAGUUGUUGUGUCCUGUGCUGAGGCUGGGGAUGAGGUUGCAAAUAAAAUCUUACUAGAAUCUGUACAAGAGCUAGCUUCAAGUGUCAAAGCUGUUGUUGAGAGACUUGGAUUGUGUGGUCAAGACGGAAAGAAUGCUUUUCCCCUUGUUAUGGUUGGUGGUGUUCUUGAAGCAAAUAGGGGGUGGGAUAUAGGAAAAGAAGUAAUGAACUGCAUUUCCAAAUACUUCCCUGGGGUAAUUCCCAUUAGACCAAAGGUGGAGCCUGCUGUUGGCGCGGCAUGGUUAGCAUGGAAUUUUUUCAUGAAAGAAUAUCACAAGGAAAUAUGUGGUAGCUGACAAUUGAUGAAGUGGACUAAGAUUAAAAAUUGAAAAGGCAAAAAAAUGAAAAAAGAAGUGGCAAGUCCCAAUUUUCGGUGAUUAAAAGUGUAUACACAAUGCCAUAACGGUGAAGCUAUAAACUAUACUUGCUAUGCCAUAGAGUUUAUGUACCAUCCAAAAUAUAUAUUAUUAUCAUUUAUAUUAGGUCAUUGCACGUGGUAGGCUUCAGGUCCUCCUGAUUAUUUUCUCGAGGCACUGCUGCUCCAAUUAUUUUCUUGUGAACUUGAGGUCAAACCUAUGCUUGUGUAAAUAAUUUUUAGUUGCAUAAACCAAAUAGAGAUGUCUUCUAC
Messenger RNA from Abrus precatorius (Indian licorice), 1822 nucleotides. RefSeq names its product N-acetyl-D-glucosamine kinase. The record is from RefSeq and is a predicted model, not a curated record. Lineage: Eukaryota; Viridiplantae; Streptophyta; Magnoliopsida; Fabales; Fabaceae. The coding region runs from base 381 to 1490 and encodes 369 amino acids. The transcript is spliced from 7 exons.